AUGGCAUCCGCGACCAUCGACCGCUACCGCAAGGGUGCGGAAGUCUACAAGGGAGACUCCAUAUGCAAGAAGAAAUCGAUUGAGCUACUCGCCGAGCUCCGCCUUCCCAAGGGUCUCUUCCCUCUCGAGGACGUCGAGGAGUUCGGGCACAACCGCGAAGCCAGCUUCGUAUGGUUGAUCCAGAAGAAGAAGAAGGAUCACACCUUCAAGAAGAUUAAGAGGCAGGUGUCGUACGCCCCCGAGGUGACGGCCUUCGUGGAGGAAGGUAAGAUGAAGAAGAUGACGGGGGUGAAGACGAAGGAGCUCCUGCUGUGGCUCUCGAUCGUCGAGAUGUACGUCGACGACCCAUCAUCGGAGAAGAUAACCUUCAAGACCGGCACUGGAUGUUGGGCUGAUGGCCCAUAUUCAGCCCAUGUUAUUCCUGUUUAUAUCCUCAUCACUGGACUGUCGGACAGUUUCCCGAGAGCUGCCUUCGAGCUGGAGCAGUGA
Musa acuminata AAA Group (dessert banana) is the source of this 489-nucleotide messenger RNA. RefSeq lists its product as uncharacterized. The record is from RefSeq and is a predicted model, not a curated record. Lineage: Eukaryota; Viridiplantae; Streptophyta; Magnoliopsida; Zingiberales; Musaceae. Bases 1 to 489 code for a protein of 162 amino acids. The transcript is spliced from 2 exons.